GGAGUGAGGGAGUGGUGAAAGAAAGAGUGAGGGUGACUUUGAUAGAAACACUUUCCUUUGGCCUCCCCAAAUGGAAACUCUCCAAUGGCAUUUCUCGUAGAUAACAUCAUUUUACAACGCCAAUUCCGUAAAAUGAACUUAACCGCCGGUCAGAAGUUUGGGAAAUGAGAAGGGUGCAGCGUGGGAGAACAGGCCCACCGCCACCGAACGCAAUCCAUAUCCAUUUUCUUCCUUUCUUUAUUUCUCCCCAAAUAAAGAAUUAAAAAGAGAGAGAAGUAAAAAGAUGGGUAUGAUUCAGGAGCCACUCUCCGCUAACUGUGGCGCUAAAUUGCUUCUCCCUCUUUCUAUUUUUGGGUUUGUUGUUUUUUCCCCAUUGCAAUUCAUUCCUCUGUUCCCUUCUCUAUUUCUAAACCCCCUCUCCCCUUUCUCAAUAUUUCUCAUUCUUUCUCAUUGCAGAUUCUUGACGCUGUCUUCUUUGCUGCACUAAUCUCCACCACCCCUUUUCUUCUUUUUCUCUUUUUCUUUUUCGGGGUGGGGAGUUUUUGUUUCAGGGUUUUCUUCUCUUAAUCUCUCCGUUUCGGAGGGGGAAGGAGGAGGAGGAGGGAAUGAUUCUCUGCAGCGAAUGAUUUGGGUUCUUCUGUUCUGUUAACAAAUUCCCGAUUUCGGUUGCGGUUUUCUUUUUAUUUUGGGUUCGCCCAAUAUGCCUUGCUUUUCUUCUUGUAUUUCUCGUACUCAAGAUGGGAGCCGGGUCGAAACUGAUAGUCGUAUUCGAUUUGAAUCCCGCCAUUCUGCUAAUUCCUCAGUGUGCAUUUGGGUAAUACUCUUAUAAUCAGGCUAUGAACCAUUGAAAUUCAGGUACAUGGAGGGGAAAAGAAGGUGAGAGCAAGCAUGAAAGCUGUCCGAAGAGGAGCGCAGCUGCUCGUAGUUUUACGUUCCGUGAACUCGCCAUGGCUACAAGAGGUUUCAAGGAAGUAAAUUUGCUUGGAGAGGGUGGUUUUGGACGUGUAUACAAAGGACGUUUGGAAUCAGGACAGUUUUUACUAUUUGUUGUUGUGGGCAGAUUGUCGCAGUUAAACAGCUUAAUCGUGAUGGGCUUCAAGGCUUUCAGGAAUUUAUUGUGGAGGUUCUCAUGUUGAGUCUGUUGCACCAUCCUAAUCUCGUCACCUUGAUUGGUUACUGUACUGAUGGGGAUCAAAGGCUUUUGGUUUAUGAGUUCAUGCCUAUGGGAAGCCUGGAAGACCAUCUUUUUGAUAUAGGUACUGACAAAAAGCCUUUGAGUUGGAAUACAAGGAUGAAGAUUGCAGUUGCCGCUGCCCGAGGCAUUGAGUAUCUCCACUGCAAAGCAAAUCCACCAGUCAUAUACCGUGACUUGAAAUCAGCUAAUAUCUUAUUGGACAAUGACUUUAAUCCUAAGCUUUCAGAUUUCGGCCUGGCUAAACUGGGACCUGUUGGUGACAAUACUCAUGUUUCAACUAGAAUAAUGGGAACGUAUGGAUAUUGUGCUCCAGAGUACGCCAUGAGUGGAAAAUUAACCGUUAAAUCUGAUAUUUACAGCUUUGGUGUUGUUCUACUUGAGCUUAUUACAGGGCGCAAGGUAAUUGAUACAAAAAGGAGACCAGGAGAGCAGAACCUAGUUGUUUGGUCCCGUCCUAUACUUGGCGACCGAAGAAGGGUUUUGGAACUAGUUGAUCCCCUGUUGGAAGGACAGUUCCCUCUUCGUUGUUUGCAACACGCAGUUGCAAUUACUGCAAUGUGUCUUCAGGAACAACCAUUGUUUCGCCCUCUUAUUACUGAUAUUGUUGUAGCACUCGAGUAUUUGGCCUCUCAAAGUUAUUUACGAGAAGUACGCUGUCGUAGGUUUAACAAUUCAUCACAAAUAUCGCCCCCACAACAGAAUAAAGACACCCAUGCCCAGGAAUCAGAUCCUUAAGAUUGCUAAACUUCUUCAAAGUUGCUGUAUAGAAGUUGCUGAAAAAGCUAUGUGCAUAGACAUUUGUGAAGCGUGUAAGAUAAAAGCAGAGUGAAGCAUGUUUUGUAAUGUAAUAAAUGACGUUCAAAACGAAUAGUUAUAUCACCUGUACAGAACUACGCACUUGACUCAACAGAAUAGGAAUGUUUUGAAGAAACACGUGUUACACCCGACUUCAUCCAAAAGCAGCUUGGUUAAAAGGUACGCAUCGACUAUUUGCUGUAUUAUUUGAGUUAAGUUUUCAACGCCUCGGGUUCAGGUCAGAUGAUCGCGAGAGCUACUUGGGAUUGUUCCAAGGUACAUAUCAGUGUCUUUGCUCUGAUAUAUCUUUGUACAUGAAUAAUACUCCUAAAUGAAAACUGUGUAUGUAGUCUGUAAGAUGGUCCCUGAUUUUUUCCCCACCUUAUCAUCUAUACUAUUUGUUCUUCUUUUUUCUUUUU
Molecule: messenger RNA, 2409 nt
Organism: Cucumis sativus (cucumber)
Lineage: Eukaryota; Viridiplantae; Streptophyta; Magnoliopsida; Cucurbitales; Cucurbitaceae
Product: probable serine/threonine-protein kinase PBL21
Exons: 6
Coding region: 1130-1930 (266 amino acids)
Biological process (GO): protein phosphorylation
Molecular function (GO): protein kinase activity; ATP binding
Source: RefSeq, a predicted model, not a curated record